Molecule: messenger RNA, 1961 nt
Organism: Cladocopium goreaui
Lineage: Eukaryota; Dinophyceae; Suessiales; Symbiodiniaceae
Source: the annotation of a GenBank genome assembly
CACGGCUGCCCUUCGCGAGCUGUUCGCGGCUGCGGGAACUCUUCGCGGAGCCCUUGUGGCGCGCCGAACGGCUGAUCCAACGCAGACGGAUGGAGCAGUGGAGGUGUGUUGCUGGGUUGCUCUGGCGCUUCAAAAGUACCUUGCCCUUUGUUGCUCUUUCAUCCCUGCUGUCAAUGGUUCUAGGCGCCUUCUCGGCCAUGCGUUACCACUACCAAGCCGCCGUGAUCAACUUGGCCAAGGAUGCGGUGGUCUCCUCGAAGACUUCAAUGCCGACCCGGCCCGGCUCAAUUGAGGAGACGGUGGGUGCUAUGGUGGUCAGCGAGAUGAUCGUGCAGCUGGCGGAGUUUGCCCGUGGACGGCUGACCCUGCGGGGGAAGACCAAGGUGGUGCAGGAGCUGAAAGUGGCUCUUUUUGGUGCACUGCUGCGACAAGAUUUGGAGUACCUGGAGCAGUGUGACCUUUGGCAACUGCGAUCUCUGAUUGGCAGCUGUGGAACCACCAUCUCUCAGGUGGUGGACUUCCCAGCCACCUUGGUGGAGGCCUCGGUGCGUCUGCUGACGGCGGUGCUGACGCUGGGGCGGAUCAACGGGCGCCUGGCCGGGCUCCUGGCGCUCAUGCGGCUGCCCAGUCGCUUCGUGCUGCAGCGACUGCUGCAGCAUCUGGAGGAGCGCCUGGAGCUGCGUUCGUCGCUGCCGGAUUUCAAGGGACAGAUCAACAGCUGUUGGAGCAGCUUGGUGCGGCCCGCCUCCCUGCGCACCAUGCGCGCCUUCGCCCGAGAGCCUCUGGAGCUGGGGACCUUCACGCGCUUCCUGGCGGUGCAUGAAGAGUUACAGCAGCGGAAGAUGCUGAUCUUCCGAUUGAUGCAACCUUUUCAGAAUUUGCUGGAACACGCCCUGGAAAUUGUGACCCUUUGGUACGGUGGACGCUUGGCCUUGCGUGGACAGAUGGAUUUCGGGGAGCUCUCCUCGGCAGUUCUGGUGGCCCAGAACGCCUUCGAUGGAGCGAGGUUUGCGCAGGCAGCUGCUGCCAACGUCUCCAAGCAAGCCUCCUGGAAUCAGAUGGAUUUGGGUCACAACUGGGCUCUCGGACCCAUGGCGCAGAUGGCCCAACUGCUAUCCAGGCGUCCCAAGAUUGGUUUGGAUCGGCCACCCUUGGGCUCCAUGCCUAAGGCUGGGGAGGUGAAGUGGAGCCUGGAGUUUCGCAAGGUGAAUUUCUCCUAUCAGCAGCGGGGGGUGGAGAUUUUGAAGGAUUUGAGCUUCCAGGUGCACCAGGGAGAAUUCUUGGGCAUUUUGGGAACAACUGGAUCUGGAAAAUCCACGAUUCUGUCACUGAUUCUUCGGCUCUAUGAGCCAAGUAGCGGCCAAAUCCUGCUCGAUGGGAAGGACAUCAAGGAGUACAAUCCCUUGUGGUUGCGCCACCACAUUGGCUUUGUCAGUCAGGACUUGGUCUUAUGCAACCGCACCAUCCGCGAGAACCUGCUCUACGGCUGCGGCUCCUUUGACGGCACAGCCCUCGAGCCGAGUGACGCCUGCGCACGUAGGGCGCUCCGGGUCGCGCAAUGUGAGGACACCUUCUUCAACGCCGAAGCCUUCCCCAACCUUUGGCACACCGACGUGGGCAACAGCGGCAGCGAUCUGAGCGGCGGCGAGAAGCAGCGCCUGGCGGUGGCACGGGCCGUGGUGAAGCAACCGCGGCUGCUGAUUUUGGACGAAGCAACGUCGGCAUUGGACGAGAUCUCGCAGGCGCGACUGCAAGAUGAAAUCGAGAAACUGCGCCAACAGCAGGGCCUCACGGUGAUCUGCGUGGCCCAUCGUCUUUCCAACUUGGCGCGUGCUGAUCGACUGCUGGUCCUCCAAGAAGGGCAGCUGGUGGAGGAGGGAUCCCCGGCUGAGCUCGCAGCGCAGGAUGGCGUCUUUGCAGAAUAUGCGCGUGCGCAUCAGGCGGUGUUGGAUGGAAGCUGA